AUGAGCGCGGAUAUAGCCACCUACCACGAACACUUCAUCGUCGGCAAUCUCUAUACUCUCCGUAUCCACAUCACACCGCCUCCUAGCAUGGCCGACCACCCCGAGUCCAGCGGCAAGCGGUCGACCUCUCGAACGCGUACGUCGCGUCCCACGACCCCGCUACGCCCCUCCUCCAGAUCAUCUUUCAGGGAAUCAGCCAGAGAAAGCGUCCAUGGAGGUGAACCUUUCCCUCUGAACACUUUCGAGCCAGCUUUUGCUGAGCUGUCCGACGCCAUGGCCGACCUCGAAGCCAACAUGAUGCACUUCCAAUUGAUGCAUGAGAGCUUGGCUCGCUUUAGCGAGUCUUUUGCCAGCUUUCUGUACGGCCUCAACAUGAACGCUUUCUGCGUAGACUACCCAGAGGGGCCCAUAACAGAAUCUUUCCGACGCGCAAGGCAGCAAGAGGAGUCGGGCGCACAUUCAGCGCCCACUCGAACAGACACUGGGCCAGAAAAUGACGGCGAGAUGACCUUUAUGACCACAGAUGUUUCUUUCGUCGACAACCCUCCCGCAUCCGCCAAGCCGACCCCGAGAUUGAAAACACCCGAACCCGUGGCGCAAGAGGAGGACGCCGUGGAGCCGCCGAGUCGCAAAGAGGCCGGCCUAGCGGUCUGGCCCGUGCCCGAGGCCGUGGUGUCCGAUGAUUGA
Messenger RNA from Colletotrichum aenigma, 687 nucleotides. RefSeq names its product DASH complex subunit DAM1 (gene DAM1). Lineage: Eukaryota; Fungi; Ascomycota; Sordariomycetes; Glomerellales; Glomerellaceae. The record is from RefSeq and is a predicted model, not a curated record. Gene Ontology annotation, cellular component: DASH complex; mitotic spindle; mitotic spindle pole body. The transcript has 7 exons. Bases 1 to 687 code for a protein of 228 amino acids. Gene Ontology annotation, biological process: mitotic sister chromatid biorientation.